Malania oleifera is the source of this 1018-nucleotide messenger RNA. Its product is annotated as prefoldin subunit 3. Gene Ontology annotation, cellular component: cytoplasm; prefoldin complex. The transcript has 6 exons. Gene Ontology annotation, biological process: tubulin complex assembly; microtubule-based process; protein folding. NCBI's taxonomy places the organism in Eukaryota, Viridiplantae, Streptophyta, Magnoliopsida, Santalales, Ximeniaceae. The coding region runs from base 152 to 721 and encodes 189 amino acids. The record is from RefSeq and is a predicted model, not a curated record. Gene Ontology annotation, molecular function: tubulin binding.
UCCUAUGGUUAGCCUUCACUUCUAGUUCUACCGCAUGAAACGACGCCGUUGCCUUGUGCCCAGGGCAAAUCUCGCUCUGCAAGUCUGCGACCUCACUUCCAUCAGCUAGAGCAGAAACGCGUCACUUUCCCUUCCCCCUUGGUUGCUGACCAUGGCUUCUUCUUCUUCUUCCUCUUCGGGUGUGGCAGAGCGAAGGGGCAUACCCGCAGCUUCGUUCGUUGAAGACGUUCAGACGUAUCUCUCCCAAUCAGGUCUCGAUGUCAACACUUCCCUUGCUUUUUUCCAAGAAAGACUUCAGCAAUACAAGCUGGUUGAAAUGAAACUUCUUGCCCAGCAGAGGGAUCUUCAGGCUAAGAUCCCUGACAUUGAGAAGUGCUUAGACAUAGUUGCCACUUUACAAGUUAAGAAGGGUACUGGUGAGGCCUUUGUGGCUGAUUUUGAAGUCUCAGAAGGCAUAUAUUCUCGAGCUCGUGUUGAGGACUCUGACUCAGUGUGUUUAUGGUUGGGUGCGAAUGUCAUGUUGGAGUAUUCUUGUGAUGAGGCCAAUGCUCUUCUACGAAAGAACUUAGAAAAUGCUAAAGCCAGUUUAGAAGUUCUAAUAGCUGAUCUGCAGUUCUUAAGAGAUCAGGUGACAGUUACUCAGGUGACAAUUGCUCGCGUCUAUAACUGGGAUGUACAUCAGCGCAGAUUAAGACAAGCUUCGGCAUCCAAGGACUCCUGAAAAACACAAAUUAAAAAAAGAAAUUAUGAUAAUCCAAAUUAGAAAGUUGCAGUGCUGCUGGCUUUUUCCCUGCGGAGAGUGCGUGUCAUGUUAUUUUUGCUCCGUCAUUUGUUUAUUAAACCCCAGUCAAAUGAGUUUCUUCUCACUUAGGCUUCUAGAAUUAUUGUGGCUUAUUUUAUAAUACAUGUACAAGAAAAAUGCCUUGUUAGGGAUUCAGCUGUAAUAUUUGUAUGUUUUUUUUUUGAGUCUACUGCAAUUGGAAACUAAUGGGUAUGUUCUAUUUUGAAUUUUCUUUGA